UAAUCGUUACUCAUCGCUUCUGGUUCCAGUUCAGCAAAAAUUGGCUUGCAAAUAAAUUGCGAAAAGCAGAUUGUUUAUUUUAUGUGAAACGGCAGAAACUGCAGCAUCGGAUCGGCUCAGCAGAAGCAACAACAAAGCGAGUGAAUGAAGUGAACGCGAAUCCGACUCUCACGCACACUAGCGUGGGUUGGCCAAUCUGUGUGUGUGUGCGAGUGUGUUUGAGUGCGAAUUGCAGAUUGCGCAUUUUCCCCGCCCCUUGGAGCCCCUUGGAGCACCUCAAACACCUGGACCACCUGGCACACUUGUCCACUCAAUUGGCCAUUAUACCCAGCAUCCUUUGAAGCAGGACAACUGAAGCGGGUCUUCAGUCCUCAAAAAGGAGUACCCAGAAAUCCCAGCUUGCAAGCAGGAGCCCCCUAGUGACCACCACCUGGAUGCCCGGCUUCCACCUCAAUGAGAUGGGUGAAAUGGUAUUGGACGCCAUCGACGACAUCGGCGUGGUCGAUGUCUACGAUCUGGCCUCCGAUAUUGGCAAGGAAUACGAGCGGAUCAUGGAUCGCUUUGGCACGGACGCCGUCAGUGGGCUGAUGCCCAAGAUCAUCAACACCUUGGAGCUGCUGGAGGCGCUGGCCACGAAGAAUGAACGCGAGAAUGCCACCAUCCAGGAGCUGCGCGACAAGGUGGCCCAGCUGGAGAGCGAGAAGCUGGAGAAGGCCGAGUUUCGGCGGCGAUUCGACAAGGAACUGGAGCUGAUCGAGGAGCAGUGGCGCAGUGAGACCAAUGAGCUGGUCGACUUGGUAUCCUCGCUGCAGGAUGAGAACAAGCGGCUGGUGAAGCAGACCCAGGACCUGCAGUCCUCCUCAGCCCAGAGUUCCGGCCUGGGCGCCAGCCUCACGGAGAGCAUCAUCAGCAUGACCAAUCAUGAGCUGCACGGCGCCCUCUCCGACACCCAGGUGCUGCAGCGGCUCAAGGAGCAGAUAUACAAGCAGCGGGACGAGCUGAAGAACCGUGAACGGGAGCUGCAGGACAAGUACAGCGAGCUGGAGCACCUCACUAUCCAGACGGAGCGGCUAAAGGCCUCGGAGCGGGACACUCGACGGCGCCACAAGCUGAUGCAGGCCCAGGUGAAGACGCUGUGCGAGGAGCGAGCCGAUUUUCUGGCCCAACUGCAGGACCAAAGUCGCGAGAUCAACCAGCUGCGCAAGCGCCUGGGUCUGGCCGAAAAGGAGAACGAGGAUUUGGUGGCCUCUUACGACGAUGGCCAGAACGAUCCCAAUCGGCCGCGUUACACCACGCGUGAGCUGAAGGAGCUGAUCAGCGAGCGCGACGAGCUGCUGACCACGAUCGACAGCCUCAACGAGCAGCUGGCGGAGCUAAAGCCGCCCAGCCAGGCGAAGGCCAAGCGGCAGCGCCACUUUUCCAGCUCCGACGACAGCGACGAGGAGGACGACGGUCAUGUGGCGGACAACGACGAUGACGACGAGGAGGAGGAGGCGGCCGAGGCGGACGAACUGGAGCCACCGGCAGCCGGAGAAACACCGCCUGGUCACGAUGCGCCUGUGCAGGGACCGCUGCCCUACGAGCCGGACGAUGCGCCCUGGAAGAAGAGCUCCGAGUCGGGAAUUCGCAAGUUCUUCCGGAAACUGUUCUCGGAUCCCUCGGACGGCAACAACACAUUCCCGAAACGUUCCUUGGCCACGCUCUCCAAGAUGGCACUGUCGGCCACGCCCGGUUCCGUUUCCGCCUCCGCAGCGGCGAAUUUAGGCAACAGCCUGUAUCUGACCCUGUCCCUCGCCAUUCACCUGCUCCGCCUGAGCUGUACAUACAUAGUUUACACACUCGAUUGCUGUGCCCUCGUAAUUCUAAGUUGUUAUGCGAUUUUUUUUACGUAAUACGCGUGUUUUUUUUUCGUAACUCUAAACUCGUAACCCCUUACUUUAAUGGAUAUAUUUAAUACGAAACCAAUUUGUAUCUUUUGUACUUUCGAUUUAUUCUAAUCUUGAUUAACGACUACCAUUUAAGACUCCAAACAUACCACAGACCAUACAUAUGCAAGUGUUCCAAAGAACAAGAACAAGAAUUGUGCAAAGAUU
Drosophila subpulchrella is the source of this 2093-nucleotide messenger RNA. RefSeq names its product RILP-like protein homolog (gene Rilpl). The record is from RefSeq and is a predicted model, not a curated record. The transcript is spliced from 5 exons. Bases 435 to 1892 code for a protein of 485 amino acids. Lineage: Eukaryota; Metazoa; Arthropoda; Insecta; Diptera; Drosophilidae.